Chanos chanos (milkfish) is the source of this 1815-nucleotide messenger RNA. It is a transcript of the gene eif4a2, whose product is annotated as eukaryotic translation initiation factor 4A2. The transcript has 11 exons. The record is from RefSeq and is a predicted model, not a curated record. Bases 24 to 1259 code for a protein of 411 amino acids. Gene Ontology annotation, molecular function: ATP binding; nucleic acid binding; RNA helicase activity. Lineage: Eukaryota; Metazoa; Chordata; Actinopteri; Gonorynchiformes; Chanidae.
AAUGCCGAAGUCGUGAACGGAUCAUGUCUAGCGGUUCUGCUGAUUACAACAGCUCAAGAGAUCGAGACCAUGGAGGGCCAGAGGGGAUGGAGCCUGACGGUGUCAUCGAGAGCAACUGGAAUGAGAUUACUGAUAACUUUGAUGAUAUGAACCUGAAGGAAACGCUCCUCAGGGGAAUAUACGCUUAUGGCUUUGAGAAACCGUCAGCUAUUCAACAAAGAGCAAUUAUCCCUUGCAUUAAAGGAUAUGAUGUCAUUGCUCAGGCUCAGUCAGGUACUGGCAAGACAGCCACAUUUGCCAUUUCUAUCCUGCAGCAGUUGGAUAUUGAGCAGAAAGAGACUCAAGCCCUGGUACUGGCUCCAACCCGAGAGCUUGCUCAGCAGAUUCAGAAGGUGAUAUUGGCUCUGGGUGACUACAUGGGUGCCUCCUGCCAUGCCUGCAUUGGCGGUACCAAUGUUCGCAAUGAAAUGCAGAAACUCCAAGCUGAGGCUCCGCACAUUGUUGUGGGGACACCAGGCCGUGUGUUUGACAUGCUGAACAGACGGUACCUUUCACCAAAAUGGAUCAAGAUGUUUGUCUUGGAUGAAGCUGAUGAGAUGCUGAGUCGAGGCUUCAAGGAUCAAAUUUAUGAAAUUUUCCAGAAAUUAAGCACAAACAUUCAAGUUGUGCUCCUCUCGGCUACCAUGCCUGCGGAUGUACUAGAGGUAACCACCAAGUUUAUGCGGGAGCCUGUUCGGAUCCUGGUAAAGAAAGAAGAGCUUACCCUUGAGGGCAUAAAGCAGUUCUACAUCAACGUGGAGCGUGAGGAGUGGAAAUUGGACACGCUCUGUGACCUGUAUGAGACUCUGACAAUCACUCAGGCUGUCAUUUUCCUCAACACUAGAAGAAAGGUGGACUGGCUGACUGAGAAAAUGCACGCAAGAGACUUCACUGUUUCUGCUCUGCAUGGAGACAUGGACCAGAAGGAGAGAGACAUAAUUAUGAGAGAGUUUAGGUCUGGAUCAAGUCGUGUACUCAUAACUACAGACUUAUUGGCCCGUGGAAUUGAUGUGCAACAAGUCUCCCUUGUGAUCAAUUAUGACCUUCCCACAAAUCGAGAGAAUUACAUCCACAGGAUUGGACGCGGCGGUCGUUUUGGCAGAAAAGGAGUUGCCAUCAACUUCGUGACCGAGGAGGACAAAAGGAUUCUACGAGACAUUGAGACAUUUUACAACACCACCGUUGAAGAGAUGCCCAUGAAUGUCGCUGACCUGAUUUAGGCGUCGGAGAUUUUAAUGCAGGAAUAGCUGUCGAAAUAAUCACUUGCAUUUGCGCUUAUUUUUAUUGGAGGAAAAACCUAUUCUCUUCUCAAUGCUGGCUGUGGAUCAGACUUAAGAAUUUGAUAAGUGACGUGACUUCGUGCGGACAGUUGUACACUCCAACCAUAAGUUUAACUUAACUGGUUGGGUAUACAAGACAUGGGUUCCUUAAGUGUACUCUUUAUCAGGUAUUUUUUCCCUAGUAUGUUCGUGUUAGAUGUUCUUCACCGUUUAGUAAUUUACUUGUGGACUAAAAGAUACAAGUGCUGCAUCAAAUCUGCCAAUUAUGUAAUGCUAACAUAUGUGUGCAGUUUAACUUGGAUCACUCCUUACCUUUUCAGUACUAUAAAGGCACUUUUUGGUUUGUUUUGUGGAAUGUAUUAAUUUAAUUGUAUAUCCGUUUUAUCAAGUCCUUUUUUUUUCUGUGAAGUCCUCUUUAAAAUUGGGCCUUAACAUUUCAAAGCGAAAUGUUUUCUGUAGUGUUUGACCCAUUUCAAAAUAAAGAGGAUUAUGUUUA